Molecule: messenger RNA, 744 nt
Organism: Prosopis cineraria
Lineage: Eukaryota; Viridiplantae; Streptophyta; Magnoliopsida; Fabales; Fabaceae
Product: 18 kDa seed maturation protein
Exons: 2
Coding region: 54-557 (167 amino acids)
Biological process (GO): embryo development ending in seed dormancy
Source: RefSeq, a predicted model, not a curated record
CCCAGCACAAAACCAAGGGCAGGGUUGAAAAAUCAUACAAGUGAGAAAUCAAAAUGCAGAAAGCGAAGCAAGCAGCGGAGUCUAUGAAGGAAAAGGCCGCCAACAUUGGCGCCUCUGCCAAGUCUGGCAUGGAGAAGACCAAGGCCACCGUGCAGGAAAAGAAGGACAGGAUGACGGCACACGAUCCGACGGAGAAGGAGAUGGCAACGGAGAGGAAAGAGGAGAGGAUGCGUCAGGCAGAGCUGGAUAAGCGGGAGGCGCGUGGGCAUAACGUGGCGUCCAAACAGGCAGCUACGGUAGCACCGGGAGGCCACGGCGGCAACUAUACCACAGGGACAGGGACCGGGGCAGGGACGACGGCCACGGGGGCAUAUGGACACCCAAUGGCAGGCCAACAGAUGUCGGCGAUGCCGGGACACGGGACGGGACAACCAACGGGAGGACAUGUGGUGGAAGACGUUGAUGAGGUUCGAAGCCACAAUACCAAUACCCAAUAUGGAGGGAACAACAAUGCACCUGGCUAUGGUACUACUAGGUCUGGGGGUAGUUACAGCUAGACGACAACAUGUGCAACGUAUAAUUAUGCAAAACUGGUUUAGCUCGUUGUGGCCAGGUUUCACAUUUGGAUGGGAAUGUAUCUGUGUAGUCUCCCAUAUGUCCACCAGGAUGUUGGUGAGACCUUCACUUUUGUUUCUUUCUUUCUUUCUUUUGUUUUUUGUUUUUGUUUUUUUUUUGGGGGGGGGG